This is a messenger RNA of Cokeromyces recurvatus, 481 nucleotides long. RefSeq names its product ribosomal protein L35A. Gene Ontology annotation, molecular function: structural constituent of ribosome. Gene Ontology annotation, cellular component: cytosolic large ribosomal subunit; ribosome. Gene Ontology annotation, biological process: cytoplasmic translation; ribosomal large subunit biogenesis. The record is from RefSeq and is a predicted model, not a curated record. Bases 42 to 362 code for a protein of 106 amino acids. Lineage: Eukaryota; Fungi; Mucoromycota; Mucoromycetes; Mucorales; Mucoraceae. The transcript is spliced from 3 exons.
UUUCCCCUUCUCUAUAUUUCUUCCUAUUUUAGAUAUUAGACAUGGUAUCCAACCGUCUUUACAGCAAGGGCCGUGUUUUGGGCUAUGAACGUGCUAAGCGUAACCAAAACCCCAACGUCUCCCUCAUCCAAAUUGAAGGUGUCAAGACUACUAAGGAUGCUCAAUUCUACCUUGGUAAGCGUGUUGCCUACGUCUACCGUGCUCAACGUGAAGUCAAUGGUUCCAAGAUUCGUGUCAUUUGGGGACGUAUCGCUCGUGCUCAUGGUACUAACGGUGUUGUUAAGGCUCGUUUCCGUAAGAACUUGCCUCCUAAGGUCUUUGGUGCCUCCGUUCGUGUCAUGCUUUACCCUUCCAACAUCUAAAUAAUUUAAAGGAAGAUUACAUGAAAUUAUAAUUCAGUUUUUUGUUAAUUAUAAAUUCUCCUUUAAUUAAAUGAUGAAAUUUUUUUAUAAAAGAAAAAAAACGUUUUGUUUGUAUUUUA